AUGGGCGCGGUGCACGGCGUGUACGCUAAGUACGUGGGGCUGAGCGUUGGCAGCCUUGGCACGUUUCUCUGUCUCAAGCCCGAGGAGGUUGCGCAUGCCGAGCUCCCCCUCCUGUGUGUUCUGGUCUCUCUGCUGUACGCCAGUUGCCUGAACGCGGUCAUCGCGGCUCUCUUUCGGCUGGAGUCUUGCAUGGGGAUCCUCGGCAAGGACGAGUCGACCGGCGCUGUGCCAGCGUGGUCUUAUGUCUUGUUCGCGCCAUUCCAUUUGCCGACCUUCCUGUACACCGCCGCGUCGCGCCAGAGGGAUGCGGUCACGGGCGUGAGCGUUGCCGACGAGGUCGCGGCGGGUUGGUGGCUGGGUGGACGCUAUGCGAGUGAGCUGAGGCGGCAGUGGUCUGGCAUCAUAGAUCGGGCGACUUCCCGGAGCGGUGUGCCGGCAGCGAGGGGCCCGGCUCGUACCUGCUCCUGCGCUGCUGGGACGGCGUGCCGCCCACGCCGCAGCAGCUGGAGGAGGCCGCCUCGUUCGCCCUGA
Molecule: messenger RNA, 531 nt
Organism: Prorocentrum cordatum
Lineage: Eukaryota; Dinophyceae; Prorocentrales; Prorocentraceae
Source: the annotation of a GenBank genome assembly